UAUAAAGCGUACUGUAAAAUUGCUGAAACAAUUUGUUCAAAAUGUUUGCAGCACUGGUGUUUUCGAUCGUCCUGAAACUAAGCCUUACGCUAGCGUAUCGACCAGUUUUCAUUUACCAUGGCAUUCUCACCGGUGCAGAUAGUAUGGAGCACCUGGUCGACAGGAUUGAAGAGAUUCAUCCCGGAACGGUGGUGUACAACUUUGAACGCUUCGGAGGAUGGUCGAGCCUAGAAAAUGCCUGGCAUCAGGUGCUAGAAGCACACGGCUAUUUGCGAGCGGUUUGUGAGGAACAUCCUGAUGGAAUAAACAUGAUCGGUUACUCGCAGGGUGGACUGCUCGGUCGGGCAGUCCUUCAAACCUAUCCUGGGCACUGCGUGAAAACGUUCAUCUCAUUAAGUUCUCCACAGGCGGGCCAAUUCGGCGAUGACUUUUUGCAUCUUAUCUUCCCCUCGUUGGUGGCCCGAACGGCAUACCAACUAUUCUACACGUACGUCGGGCAACACACGUCCGUCGGUAACUACUGGAACGAUCCGCACCACCAGGACCUGUUCGAGGAGUACAGCAUAUUCCUACCGUACGUGAACAACCACAUAUUCUCGACCAAUUCCACGCAAUUCCGUGACACCAUGAUGCGCCUGGAUCGGUUGGUGCUGAUCGGUGGUCCGGACGAUGGCGUAAUAACGCCGUGGGAAUCGAGCCACUUCAGCUUCUACAACGAAUCGUACGCUGUGAUACCGCUGCAGGAGAGCACCAUCUACACGGAGGAUCUGAUCGGUCUGAAGACCCUGGGCGAGAGCGGCCGGUUGCACGUGAUUGCGAAGGAAAACGUGCACCAUUAUCAGUGGCAUCGCUCGAACAGUGUUAUCGAUGGCGUUAUUAUGCCAUAUCUCGACUGAUGCAACCAAACGGUUUUGCUAAUGCAACCCCAAGUUACCCAACGGACGGGACGGAUUUAGCAUACGUAAUGGGUUUUUUAUAAUAUUUCUAGGUAGCAUUUAGAUGGGUUAAAGCUUUAAAA
Anopheles nili is the source of this 1018-nucleotide messenger RNA. RefSeq names its product lysosomal thioesterase PPT2 homolog (gene Ppt2). The record is from RefSeq and is a predicted model, not a curated record. Gene Ontology annotation, cellular component: lysosome. The transcript has 3 exons. Lineage: Eukaryota; Metazoa; Arthropoda; Insecta; Diptera; Culicidae. Gene Ontology annotation, molecular function: palmitoyl hydrolase activity; thiolester hydrolase activity. The coding region runs from base 42 to 896 and encodes 284 amino acids.